AUAAGCUAACCAAUCAUCGCGGCCUCUUUUUCAUCGGAUCGGAUGAUCCUCACGCCGUCUAAUCAUCUUUGUUGGCCAAAAUGUUUCCCAUUAUCCUGUCCUUCGUCAUUGCCAUCAUCUCUGCCACCACCAUAGAUUCUGCCUCUUCCCGCCCUCACCCGCUCGACCCACUCUCUGCCUCGGAGCUCACCGCAGUCCGCGCUGCAGUGCUAGCCUCACCAGCGGUGCCAGCCCACCCACUACACUUCCACUACGUCGGCCUCGACGAGCCUGACAAGCCAGAGGUCCUCUCCUACUACGCCUCCGGCGCCGAUACCACCUCCUCCCCCACUCUGCGUCGCCGUGCAUUCGUCAUCGCUCGAGCCGGUGGCCAGUCCCACGAGUUCAUCGUCGAUGUCACCGACGCCUCUGCACCCUCCAUCCUUUCACAUGCGAUUCACCACGAUCCUGGCUUCCCAAUGCUCACCUCUCAGGACCAGGCAGCAGCGACGGCGCUGCUGCCUCAGUACCCAGAGCCGGCCCUAUGGGAGGGGCAGCAGGUGCGCCGGCCAUGGGCCCUUGCACCUUGGGGGCCUAAAUAUGUAUAGUACUAGUAUAUCUCUAUUCUCUGUAUAUGUAUUGAGUUACAGGUAACGAGCAGCCGCAACGCCUGUCGCAAAGAGCCAGAGACACGGACUCGCGGUGUCUCGCCAAAUUCCCGAUUGACGGCACUGCACGCAGACGUAGGCACGCAGCCAUUGCUCUGGCCACAAACCUGCAGUCAUCGAGGCCUCGAGGGACUUCAAACAAAUCAGCCAAUCAGGCAAUCACCAAUCAGAUCUUUAUUGAAUAUUGAUUUGAUUCAGUUUCAUA
Sorghum bicolor (sorghum) is the source of this 852-nucleotide messenger RNA. RefSeq names its product primary amine oxidase 2-like. The transcript has a single exon. Gene Ontology annotation, biological process: amine metabolic process. Bases 81 to 587 code for a protein of 168 amino acids. Gene Ontology annotation, molecular function: copper ion binding; primary methylamine oxidase activity; quinone binding. NCBI's taxonomy places the organism in Eukaryota, Viridiplantae, Streptophyta, Magnoliopsida, Poales, Poaceae. The record is from RefSeq and is a predicted model, not a curated record.